AUGGAACCCCUGGGAAGUAGUAUCGGGAAGGAUGGCGCCAAACCUGACGAGACGAGGAAACCCAUCCCAGCCAUGGGCAGUUCAAGAGCAGCGGACCCAGCGCCAGCAAAGCCUAAGCCAGAAACUCGUAAACCAGCAAAUGCCGAGCCAGCAAAUCUUGAGCCACCGAGCGCGGUGCCAGCAGUACACCCAGUGCUAGGAGAAAUCCCACGCCUAACAGGACCGCUGCUACCAGAAAUCUCGACGCUGCCAAGGUUUCCAUCGCCAGCAAUGCAACUCCCGGAAACCACGCCGCUGCCACCGCUGGACUUAGGUUCGCCGCUACUAGAAAUCCCGCCGCUGCCACCGCUGGACAUGGGCCCGCCACUACUAGAGAUCCCAGAACUCCCGCCACCAGAUUUUCCAUUGCAGUUGCUAGACAUCGGAGUGCUACCAGACCUUCACUCACCAGAAAUCUCAGAAUCAGAAGGCUCGCCGCUACCUCAACCUUCAUCAGCAGAAGAAUCAUCGUCAGAAAGCCCAGAACAAGAAAGCUCAGAAUCAGAAAGCCCAAGACUGCUGAACUCAUCACCACCAAAAACCCCAGAACUAGCGAGUAUACCAUUGCCAGAAAUUCCAGAAUCAGACAGCUCGCCGCUACCCGAACCCUCAUCAGCAGAAGAAUCAUCGCCAGAAAACCCAGAACAAGAAGGCUCCGAGUGGGGGAGCCCAAAACUGGUGAAUUCAUCAUUGCCAGAGAGCCCUGGCCCGGCGAAUAUACCAUUACCCGAAAGCCCAGAACAAGAAAGCUCCGAGUGGGGGAGCCCUGACCCGGCGAAUAUACCAUUACCCGAAAGCCCAGAACAGGCGAACUCACGACCACUCACUGAUAAUGCCAGUCUUCCUUGGACCGAUAGUCCGAAUACACGGCUGAGUCCGUCUCUCGAUUUUUCGGAGCUCAACAGCGAACCGCCUCGGGACAAUAACAACACAGACAAUACCAGGUUCCCGCAAUUCUAUGCAUUCAACGUCGACAUCGGCGAAGACCAUUUGACUCACGGCCCCGACAGCGAAACCAUCACGGUUUGUUUUGACACGAGAGGACUCGACGACAUCCUCCGACCUACCGUGUAUCAACCCCCGGGGAAUAUAUCGAAACAGGCUAGGGACAGUGGACCCAAAUGGAAAAGGGAUAGUGGUCUCGGGACCCCCUCACCUACUACUGCGUAUCCACCCCCUGGGGCUGUGAGCCAACAUCGUGCCUACUCCCUCGGCUGCCUCGAGGACCGUAUCGAAACCCCACCCGACACCCCUUCCUAUGCCGCGUGGUGCCGCUGGUACCGCCGCAAGUCUCGCCGGUCUCGCAUGAAUGAGGAGAAUUGGAAUGAGGGUAUAAUACGCGGGGGCAGCGACGGUGGCUUUGAGAUGCCUGAACUCAUUUGGUAUCCACCAUCUGAGUCGGGACCCGAGACGGCCGCCGACGGUGGAUCCCAGAUGGUCAACGGCAUCAAUCCCGAGACGGCCGCCGACAGUGAAUCCCAGACGUCCACCGGAAGUGAGUACCAGACGGCCACCGAGGGUGAAGCUCAGACGGCCACCGAGGAUGAAUCCCGGACAGCCACCGAAGGUGAAUUCCAGACGGCCACUGAGGUUGAAUCCCAGGCUGGCGCCGAAGGUGAAGCCCAGACGGCCACCGAGGGCGUAGCCCAGACUGGCGCCGAGGGUGAACCCCAGACGGCCACCGAGGAUGAAAUCCAGACGGCCACCGAGGAUGAAAUCCAGACGGCCACCGAGGAUGAAGUCCAGACGGCCACCGAGGAUGAAGUCAAGGCUGGCGCCCAACAGGUAUCAGUGUCCACUCCUAGUUCCACUAAAUUCCCCAAAUCCAAGGCUUGCCCAAGACCCCAAGCCUCAAGACGUCGAAGUCCCUAA
This is a messenger RNA of Diplodia corticola, 1911 nucleotides long. RefSeq lists its product as uncharacterized. The transcript has a single exon. The record is from RefSeq and is a predicted model, not a curated record. Lineage: Eukaryota; Fungi; Ascomycota; Dothideomycetes; Botryosphaeriales; Botryosphaeriaceae. Bases 1 to 1911 code for a protein of 636 amino acids.